Serpula lacrymans var. lacrymans S7.9 is the source of this 752-nucleotide messenger RNA. RefSeq lists its product as uncharacterized. The record is from RefSeq and is a predicted model, not a curated record. NCBI's taxonomy places the organism in Eukaryota, Fungi, Basidiomycota, Agaricomycetes, Boletales, Serpulaceae. The coding region runs from base 334 to 570 and encodes 78 amino acids. The transcript has a single exon.
AGUUACUAGCUAGAAUAAGCAGUGACGUUGUAUGUGAUCCCGAUGGGCCAAUCGGCAGAUGUCCAGCUUGAGUUACUUCCGUAAGUUACAAUGCCCCUGUCAUUGACACCUCCGCAAACUCUAAACGUCCAAGUCGACUUCAAGUCGAAGAACUGAAGACCAUUGACAGCACCAGAGACCUUCCUCUAGACAUUAGCCCAUGUGGACACACAGAAUUCCGUCGGGUAUUCAUGUUCGCACCCCGAGACUCCGCAAGGACACGACUCCGCAUUCUUACCAUUACACCUUACGUGGGGUACGGCGAGUCUACAUUAGCUGGUUCGUUUUGCCACCAUGAUGGACCUAUUCAGCGAUCAAGAAGAUGAAGAGGAAGGUGUCCCUGUCCACCUCACAGACUACGAACUACGCAUCCUCCCGGAUUUCGAGAAAGAGCUUCGAAGGCGUGGCAGCGCGGAGGACAAAAUUCAGUGGAUAGCAGAGCAUGGUGCCAAGGUGAGAAACCUUUACUCUCAUCACCUUCUGUUCUCCUCCCUCUUUUCUCGGUACACACUAGGGAGAUGCCACAUCUGAAUUCCGCUCAUAUGAUCUCCUCUCCGCGUCUCUCAUCAUGUUCUCUCCCUGAAAGCCCUGCGAAUCGUGUAUCUUCCGUGAACAAGAAUGCAAGCCCGUUCUUGAAAGCGUCGUUUGCCAAGGGUGUGCAGAAACACACACGGGCUGCAGCUGGUACGCGGAUUACAAGUGCGCCCAUGUCA